This is a messenger RNA of Nothobranchius furzeri (turquoise killifish), 3991 nucleotides long. RefSeq names its product symplekin (gene sympk). The record is from RefSeq and is a predicted model, not a curated record. Gene Ontology annotation, cellular component: mRNA cleavage and polyadenylation specificity factor complex. Lineage: Eukaryota; Metazoa; Chordata; Actinopteri; Cyprinodontiformes; Nothobranchiidae.
GUAGGUGGCGACAGUGCGCCAAGAGGUUAGAAAAAGAAGUAGGGGUACGAAGAAGAAGAACAAGAAGAAAGCGGCUUCUUUUCCGCGCUAAUAGGUUUUUCCCAUUAAUGUAAUGGAAAAUAUACUAAAAUCUGACGUUUAUUGGAGUUUUUAAAACCUUGCCGUCAGGACUGUGAGACACACAAAGCAGCAACAUGGAGCUUUCUUCAGUGGAGGAGGGAACUCCCAGCGUCAACAUCACCACAAGUGAAAAGGUUGUGGAGCUGCUGAAUCAAGCUGCUCUGAUGCCAACUGAUGAAAAACUAACAAUUCUCAAACAGGUUCAGGAGCUUAUCAUCAACAAGGAUCCUUCUCUUCUUGAUAAUUUUUUGGAUGAGAUCAUCGCUUUCCAGACCGACAAGUCUAUUGAAGUGAGAAAGUUUGUCAUUGGGUUUAUAGAGGAGGCCUGUAAAAGGGACAACGAGCUCCUGGUCCGACUGAUCGCCAACCUGAACAUGCUGCUGAAGGAUGAGAGCGUUAAUGUGGUGAAGAAGGCCAUCCUCACCCUCACUCAGCUGUACAAAGUUACGCUACAGUGGUUGGUGCGUGUCAAAACCAUAUCGGAUAUGCAGGAGGCAUGCUGGAAUUUGGUUACACAAAUGACCGGGGACGUUUUGAUCCUACUCGACUCUGAGAAUGAUGGUGUUCGCACGCAUGCAAUCAAGUUCACAGAAUCUUUAAUCAUCACCUUGUCACCGCGAACAGCUGAGUCUGACGUCCCCAAGCAACAGGAAGGGGGCAUCAGCCUGGACAGAGUUCCCAAAGACCAUUCCUACAUUCGCUACGAUACUUUGUGUGAGGAGGGGAAGACUGCACUUGAGAAGCUGCUGACGUUCAUGAUCCAUCCAGCUAUUUCCAGCAUCAACCUCACCACAGCGCUGGGCUCGCUGGCAACAAUCGCCCGACGGAGACCGAUGUUCAUGUCCAAAGUGGUCCAGGCGUUUGAGACGCUGCACGCUAAUCUACCUCCGACUUUGGCCAAGUCUCAAGUCAGCAGCGUUCGAAAGAAUCUGAAGCUGCAGUUGUUGGCGGUCCUCAAGCAUCCCUGCAGCCUGGAGUUCCAGGGUCAGAUCAGCACUCUGCUGCUGGAUUUAGGAAUGCCUCAGAGUGAAAUAACCCGCUGCACGCCCACACCACGGGAGCAGCGCAAAAGACCUCGUUACGAACAAUACACAGAGGGAAAGAAGGUCAAGAUAGAGCCAGCUCUCAUUGAGGAUGACGAGGACAAAGAAGAACCAGCUCCCAUCCCUGUCUCAAAGCCAGUUGCUGUUCCAGUUGCACAGUCUGCCAUUGACCUCACAGCUGAGUUUCUGCGCCCACUGCUGAACCCCGAGAAUGUAGCAAACCUAGUGCUCAUUAGCAUGGUGUACCUGCCUGAUGUCAUGCCAGCAUCCUUCCAGGCCACAUACACACCUGUAGAGUCAGCAGGCACUGAUGCUCAAAUCAAACAUCUGGCUCGGCUGAUGGCAACGCAGAUGACAGCAGCUGGAAUCGGUCCAGGUCUGGAACAGUGCAAAUCCAGAGAUGAUGAAGGGGGUAGAGAGGAAGAAGAGGACUCUGAUACAAAAGACCAUGCUGUCAAGCAUAAAAUUCCUUCUGAGAUGGUGGGUCAGGCCAUUUCUGUAGUGGGGAGUUACACUGGGAAACCCCUCAGCACAGAAGCUCCAGCUGUCAAAAAGCUUCCUGAACCCAUUCUCCCCUCGGCACAAACCAAGAUGAGCGGGGCAGGUGGGAGGAAAAAGGUGUUUCGACUGUCCGACGUUGUUCAGCCUUUUUCAGACUCCCAGAUUGAGGUGUUAACUUCCAAAGCGGUGAAGCGCAUUUUGCUCUCAGAAAAGGCGAUUUCUCAAAGUGGAAUGUCCCAUGUCAGGGUGAAGCUGCUCUCCAGGCUCGUCACACAGUUUGACGGGAUGAUGAAGGGAGACGUCCUGGAGUUCAUUCUGGAUGACAUCAGAACAAGAAGCGACCUGGCGUUUUCUCUCCUCUACCAAGAGUACAACACAUACCUGAGCCAGCUGCCGUCAGGUCUGCUGGACAGCUACGACCACUGUCUCUACACGCUGCUGUCGGGCCUGCAGGAGAAGCCUGAGCAGAAGGACGGGCUGUUUACAAAGUUGGUUUUGGAGGCUCCCAUCAUCACAGAAUCGGCUCUGGAAGUGAUACGACGUUACUGUGAGGACGAGUCUCGUGUUUAUUUAGGCAUGACGACGCUGAAGGAGCUCAUCAUCAAACGACCGUCCAGACAGUUUCAGUACCUUCAUGUCCUUCUGGAUCUCAGCUCACAUGAAAAGGAAAAGGUGCGCACCACCGCACUGGCUUUCCUGAAACGCAUGUAUGAGAAGGACCAUCUCAGAGACUACAUCGAGAAGUUUGCCCUGAACUACCUGCAGCUACUGGUUCACCCCAACCCUCCCUCUCUGCUGUUUGGAGCCGAUAAGGACACAGAGGUGGCUGCUCCCUGGACCGAAGAAGACGUCAGACAGUGUCUCUUACUCUACUUGUCUCUGCUUCCUCUGAACCACCGGCUCGUCCACGAACUGGCUUCUGUUUACACCGAGGCCAUAGCUGACAUCAAACGUAGUGUGCUCCGCGCCAUCGAGCAGCCCAUCCGUGGAAUGGGGAUGAACUCUCCUGAGCUGCUGCUUUUGGUUGAAAACUGCCCAAAAGGAGCAGAGACUCUGGUCACUCGCUGCCUGCACAUUUUAACAGAUAAAGUGGCUCCAUCACCAGAGCUGGUGGAGAGGGUCCGGGAUCUGUACCACAAACGGGUCGCAGAUGUUCGCUUCCUGAUUCCGGUCAUAAAUGGUCUAGAAAAGGCUGAAGUCAUUCAGGCUUUACCGAAACUGAUCAAACUCAACCCGAUCGUAGUGAAGGAGGUGUUCAACAGACUCCUGGGAACGCAGCACAGUGAAGGAAGCUCGUCGGUGUCUCCUCUGACUCCAGGAGAUCUGCUCAUUGCUCUCCAUAACAUAGACUCGAGCAAACGUGACAUGAGGUCAAUCAUUAAAGCAACUAACCUUUGCUUUGCGGAGAAGAACGUGUACACAUCGGAGGUUUUGGCGGUGGUGAUGCAGCAGCUGAUGGAGCAGAAUCCACUCCCCAUACUCCUCAUGCGCACCGUCAUCCAGUCGCUCACCAUGUACCCCCGACUGAUUUUAUUUGUCAUGAACAUCCUGUCCCGCCUCAUUGUCAAACAGGUGUGGAAGUAUCCGAAGGUGUGGGAGGGCUUUGUGAAGUGCUGCCAGAGGACCAAGCCUCAGUCUUUCGCUGUGCUCCUCCAGCUGCCUUCUGCUCAGCUAGAAAGUGUUUUUGAACGCUGCCCAGAGAUGAGAGCUCCUCUUCUGCAGCACGUCCACUCCUUCAAUCCUCACCAGCAAGCUCACAUACCCGCCUCCAUUGUGGCCGUGUUGGAGGCAAAUAAAACCCCAGAGCCAAAGCCAGAGGAACCAGCUGUGGAGGAAGAGACGGACCAGGCUUUGGAUACGCUGGUUGUUGAGGAGCCUGUUGUCAGGACACCAACAGACCCAGACAUCCCUUCACAACAAAAUCUAAUGAUUACAAAAGUUGACGAGGAACCGAUGGAGCAGGAAGAGGCCGACCACAUAGCUCAGGAAAAAGCUCUUCGUGAAAUAUUACAGGUGGAAUUGGAAAAGGCAUCCGAAACAUCUCACCCUGAUCCAGACUCGGCUGAGGAACCGAUGGAGGAAACCCAACCUGAACCUGAUUACCAGAAAUCAGUCAAGGAUCCUGAAAGCAGCAUCACAGAAGCUGAACCUGGAAGUGACAGCGAGGAAGUGGUGUGAACAAACAUUUCUUUCCUCUGCAAAUCUCACAGAAUUUCAAACACAUUUUCUUUCCUUUGUUAAACAGAUUGUUGAGACACUUUUAAAGUAUUUUGUCUUUAUGUUGGAAAUGAGUUGGAAAAUUAAAUAAAGACAGUGAUUUGUGUGAA